AUGGACCCACGGAAGCGGACUCGCGACUGGUUGCAAUUUGAACCACCCUUGCUGAGUAAAAGAUACCCCGAGGAAUCGGGAACCAUACACGAUCUUGUCCGGAAGCUCAAAUCACCCCCUACCGCCCCUACAGUCUAUAUACAACGGAGGAGCGACUGUAGUGAAGUCUUCAUCAUGAAAGUAGUCGACUCAGACGGCAAAGUUAUCGUGGAACAUAGAGAGAUCGAAGCUGAGACCGAGGUCGAUGCUAUGGAAGGGUUGAUCAGGGCGCUCACUGCCAUAAUCAUGAUGGAGGAGGCUUCGAAGAAACGGGACCUGGUGACAACUUUGACUAGAAUCCACUAUAAAAUGUUCGUAGACGCUCACGACCUGACGGACUGGGAAGCGAGGAUUACCGAGGAACACGUCGACAAAGAUUUGGGUCCAUCCAUCGUCGUUACCGAGACUAAGGAGUCGGAAUGGGAAGCCAGCAAAUUCCUAUCAGACUGGAUGGAGAAGAGGCUGAAAAAAGCGAACCACGAUCAUAAGAACAAGAAGAAACAUACAAAACAAGAAAGUUCCACGAUAACAGUGACGGGCACGAAUGGAGGAAACAGUUUCUCUAUAAGGUUUAGGUAG
This is a messenger RNA of Alternaria viburni, 618 nucleotides long. RefSeq lists its product as uncharacterized. The coding region runs from base 1 to 618 and encodes 205 amino acids. NCBI's taxonomy places the organism in Eukaryota, Fungi, Ascomycota, Dothideomycetes, Pleosporales, Pleosporaceae. The record is from RefSeq and is a predicted model, not a curated record. The transcript is spliced from 2 exons.